Molecule: messenger RNA, 2556 nt
Organism: Mauremys mutica (yellowpond turtle)
Lineage: Eukaryota; Metazoa; Chordata; Testudines; Geoemydidae
Product: zinc finger protein OZF-like
Exons: 6
Coding region: 337-1956 (539 amino acids)
Biological process (GO): regulation of transcription by RNA polymerase II
Molecular function (GO): DNA-binding transcription factor activity; RNA polymerase II cis-regulatory region sequence-specific DNA binding
Source: RefSeq, a predicted model, not a curated record
GUAUUCUGUCCUGCUGAGUCCAGUUCCCCACUCUCACCCCACAGCAAUGGCUCCAGCAGGGCAUUACAUUGUGGCAUGUGAGGUUGCAGUGCUACCCCGAUUUGAUCUGCCCAGCCCUCCAGCAUGGUGGCAGAGGGUCGGGUGUGCAGGCUAAAUGUAAGUGGGACUGUGAUCUGGAGCUCGAGGUUGCUGCGACACUCAUUGAAGUUUGGCUGGCCUGCCCCAUCAUGACAGAGGGUCAGGAGGACUAACCCUCAGCAGUGGUGCAACCCUUUGCGCCAGGAUACAACACCACAGCAGGGGGCCAGGCCCAGCUGCUGGAGCCACCAUGGUGGGAUGUCGGUGACGUUUGAGGAUGUGGCCAUGUAUUUCUCCCCAGCGGAGUGGGCACUGCUGGGCAAGGAGCAAAGACAACUUUACAUACACGUCAUGUGGGAAAAUUACCAGAUUCUGGUCUCGUUAGGAAUCCAGACUCCCAAGCCAGUGGUGAUCUCCAGCAUAGAGCGAGGGGAAGAUCUGUGUGUCCAGGGUCCCACAGAAGAGGAACAUGGGGACAUCCUGAGAGGCAUCCGCCCAGAUUUUCCACAUGCAGAAGAGACCUGGGACCGGCCAGCAAUUGAAAGCUCCUUGGGCUUCUUCCUCACACAAAGCUCUUCCCCUGGAGCAGGGGCGAGGAUCCUGAGCAGAGCUGAGAGACAGACACCUGAGGAAGGGCCUGCCAACUGGGAGUCACCCAGGCCUUUCCCAGGGACAUCAGGGAAGAACCAUUCCAAGAAAUCUGAGCGGGGAAGGCACCACAAGAGGCAGGGCAGGCCACAGAGGCAGAGGAAGAACCUGACCAGGAAGGAGCCAGCAACCCCAAAAAGCCAUCAGAGGAGAUCCAGGCCACAUCUAAAGCCUCCUGCAGAGGGACAAUCUGAGCCCAGAAAGACCCUAUAUACCUGCCGUUUGUGCAGGGAAGAGUUCAAGGUGCAGAGAGACCUGAUAGGCCACCACUGGACCGUUCAUAAGAGACAUAAAUUGUAUCACUGUAGCGAGUGUGGGGAGAGCUUCAGGAGAAAGAAGGCAUUCAAAGCACAUGGGAAAACCCACAGAAAGGAGAGAGCCCAUCCCUGUUCUGAGUGUGGGAAAAUAUUCAACCGGGCAUCCCAUCUCAUUGCCCACCAGAGAAUCCACACCGGAGAGAGACCCUAUUGCUGUGCUGAGUGUGGAAAAAGAUUCUUCCAAAUAUCAGCUCUUAAUAUCCACAAGAGAAUCCACUCAGGAGAGAGACCCUAUACCUGCGCUGAGUGCGGGAAGUGCUUUAUGUAUUCAUCCACCUUUAACAGACACCAGAGAAUCCACUCAGAAAAGCAGCCCCAUCGCUGUAACCAGUGUGGGAAAGGCUUCAAAUUUACAUCAAGUCUUACCAGACACCUGAGAAUUCACAGUGGCGAGAGACCCUUCCUGUGCCACGAGUGUGGGAAAAGAUUCAACCUGCAAGAAUAUCUCAUUAGACACCGGACAAUACACACUGGGGAGCGACCCCAUCGCUGCGCUGAGUGCGGGAAAAGUUUCAGUCUCCCUCAAAGUCUCCGGAGACAUCAGAGAAUCCACAGUGGGGGGACCCCUCAACACUGCGCCGAGUGCGGGAAAACAUUCAGUUGUCUAGAAAAUCUCACUAGACACCAGAGAGUCCACACGGGGGAGAAACUCCAUCGCUGCGCUGACUGUGGGAAAGGCUUUGUCCGUCUACAUCAUCUCACUAGCCACCAGAGGAUCCACACUGGGGAGAGACCCUAUUGCUGCACUGAGUGCGGGAAAAGAUUCACCCAGUUGUCAGGCCUCAGCACGCACCUGAGAAUCCACACGGGAGAGCGACCCUAUCCCUGCACUCGGUGUGAGAAGCGCUUUGCUCACUCGUCGUCUCUUGCGAAGCACCAGAGAACCCAUGGGGCGGGGACUCCUGACCCUUGAGUUUGAUGGGGGGAAACCUCUGCCUGCUCUCACCUCACCCUUCUCCCCACAGCCAGUGCACAGGAGGGAGACUCUGCACCUGCCCUAAAAUGCUCCCACCUCCCCAUUAACCAGGUACUAGACUAGAGUUUUAUUAGAAUGGAUAUUUCAGUUUUCGCAAAGGUGGUUCUGGACUUACCUGAAACCCAGGAAGGAAGUGUUCCUAAGCUUGUGUGUGGUAACCUGCAUAUUGCCAGUGAGGAAAGCUGCCGAGGGAAAGAGAGGGCCUCCAACCCUUUAACCAUGGAAUGUAGCAGAUUGCCUGAAAAUCCUCUUCAUGUUCCAGGGAUGAUUCUGGGUGUACGUGAAACUCGGAAGGAGUUUGCUGUGGCUCCGCAGAGCAGAGCUUCUGUAGAGCAGAAAAAAGCUGGGUUGUUGCUUAGAGAAGCUCCUACGGAGAAGAAGCCUCAGGGUAGUUUUUCCAAACAGUUUGCUGCAACUGAUGGGUGUAAAAGUGAUGUGGGUGAGUUAACUCAGGGUGAAUCAUUAUAUAGAGAAAGCAACAGUUUGUUUGGGAGACUGGUUUCAGUUUCUAACUGCCAAGGUCUUUCUGAGGUGUCU